AUAACGCCAGUUUUCUUGCUCUCAUGUCAUGUAUCACCUGCUUACCAGUCUUCCGUCCUGUGCGGUGGAGGUGCCUGUUCAUCCCGUCGUCGGCUUUGUGUUUUAAACGCAUCCGCUCGUCCACGAAUUGAAGCCGAAAUCUCCUCACAUCAACAAACUCCAAGAAAGCCUGCGGGACCCAAUGAAUUUGUGUAACCAUCAUGGGCAGUUUAGAAAAAUAGGCUAGUUAUCUGCUGUGGGGAGGACAGAAGGUUAGUAACACCCCGGAGCGUCCCUUCUCUCUUCCCACCCGGGCAGUCCAGCAAGUUUCCAGCACCAUGGCCGAAGAAGAAUAUGGCAGCUUUGUGGACUGGAACCAGAUGGGCGAUCUGGCCAACAGCAGCGGGCCCACCAAGGUAGACUGUAAAGACCUGAAAGAGUUCAAACAGAUGGCUCGGCAGGGUUACUGGGCCAAAAACCACAAACUUCGGGCACAAGUCUACCAGCAGCUCAUCAAAGCCAUUCCCUGUCGUACAGUUACCCCAGAUGCAGAAGUGUAUCGUGACAUUAUGGGAAAUGCAGGCACAAAGAAGCCCUCCUCCCACAUCCCACUUCCAGAUUUUGUGGAUGGAAGUCCUGUGCCGCGGUACUGUCUAAAGGCAGAGGCAGUAGCCUCGGCACAUCAGAUUAUCAACUGUGUGGCUGGACAGUUUCCAGAUAUCUCCCACUGCCCAUCACUACCAGCUGUCACCUCAUUGCUCCUGCACUUAAGCAAAGAUGAAGCUCAGUGUUUCGAGCACAUCAGCCGCAUACUGGCCUGCAACGAGCCGGGGAAACGACUGCUGGACCAGACUUUCCUGGCAUAUGAGUCUAGCUGCAUGACCUUUGGUGACCUGGCCAUCAAGUACUGCGCAGCCGCCCACAAAUUGAUUGUGGCCACAGCCCAAGAUGUGCUUGAAGUCUACUCAGACUGGCAGCGCUGGGUGUUGGGUGACCUGCCUUUCAGCCACGUGGUCAGGGUCCUGGAUGUCUACCUAGUGGAGGGCUACAAGGUUCUCUACCGUGUAGCUAUAGCCUUGCUCAAGUUCUACCGCAAGAAUAAAGUCCAGGGAGGCCAGGCCAGCCAGCAGCAACAAGAUUCAGACAAAGUAAGGGCAGACAUUCAAGCUUUUGUCAAGGGCAUUGCCUCUACAGUCACGCCGGACAAGUUACUAGAGAAGGCCUUCUCCAUCCGCCUGUUUAGCCGCAAGGAGAUCACCCUGCUACAGCUCACAAAUGAGAAGUCCCUGCAGCAGAAAGGAAUCACUGUCAAACAGAAGCGUGCUAGGCGAAAUGUGCAGCUGGCUCUUAACCCCGACACCUUCUCCUCGGAGAUCGUCAGUGCCAAGGAGAUGCGAGACAUCUGGUCGUGGAUCCCUGAGCGUUUUGCUCUGUGCCAACCACAGCUCCUCUUCACCACCGCUAACCACGGUUGCAGCCUGAAUAGAUUCUACUCACAUUGUGAAGGCUACGAACCUACUCUGCUCCUCAUCCGGACCACAGAUGGCGACGUGUGUGGAGCCUUCCUGUCCACUGAUUGGGAGGAGCGGAAGAGGGGAGGAAACAAGCUAAGCUUCUUCGGUACAGGGGAGUGUUUUGUCUUCAGGCUGAAGCCAGAGAUGGAGCGCUAUGAGUGGGUGGUGAUCCGCCACCCUGAGUUAGCAUCCUCCAUCAAGACUCAGGCCCAGGAGGACACAGCUUCCUCUGAGGGCCAAGAUGCAGAGAACAACAGUUUACAGCAGCCAGAGAAGCCUGCUGGAGACCUGUCGCCCUUCCUGUCCGCCCGCCACUUCAACCUCAACUCCAAGAACACUUCCAUGUUCAUGGCUGGCAACUUUGACUCCAUCAUCAUUGGUGGUGGUGAAGGCAACGCUCUCUACAUUGACUCUGAGCUCAACCAUGGGCGCAGUGGCAGGUGCACCACCUUUGACAACCCGCCCCUGUGUGCUGAGACCUUCCAGGUUUCACUGCUAGAAACUUGGGGCUUCCAGGACGCCAUGGCCUCAUAAUAAUGUACACAUACAAACAUGUAGAUCCACACAGAGUGAUUCAUGUUAAUGCACACACAUAACACUUAAACGUGGGUGAGGCGCUACAGGUGAAAGCAUGUUUUUUCAUGCUUGGUUCGAUUUUGAGAUUUUGGGCCAUUAUGUUUUCUUAACAGGUCUUGUUUUAGACUGCUAAGAAGAUGUAUGCAGACUAGUGCAUAUUUGAUUCAAUAGCUUAAUUAGAUUAUCUGCACUUGCAUAUUCGAAAUAUCAGAAAACUUGCCCAGGUAGAAACAAAAUUCUCUUCAUGAUCACCAACUGGAGAAGUUUUAUGGUGAUUGAACGUAUAUAACAUUGCAUUUUUUUACCUGUUUCAUUCACCUGUAGUGUCUUCCCUUUAAGGUGCAAUAUGUAAGAAUUGGCCUGUUGAAUUCAAGAGAUAAUAUUUCGUUACACAUCCAUAACUGUAGCUACGGUUAGCUUGUUAGCUGAGUUAGCUGCAAAGCUAGCCGGAUUACCAGGGAAGUGUUGUUGUUUACACUGCUACCACAAGAGCUUUGGACCUGUGCAAAGUAUACCCAGAGUUAGAUAAUUAGCAUGCUAACUUCAGUAGAUGACCCGCAACACAAUACAUGACUUAAGAUUUAUUUCCUGACAGUCUGUUUAUAAUUGUACUUAAUGUUUGAAUGUUUUAAACUAAAGUUCUAACAUAUUGCACCUUUAAAGCAGAAACUCUUGAUAUAAAAUGUCCAGCAAAGUGUUCAAGGUGAAAAAACACAAAUAUGCAAACAGAACAACAUCCGUCCUGCAAAUUCAUAUAUGGUUAUAUAUGAUAUAUGAUUUUUUUAUUUAUUAAUGCAGUUAGUAUUUCAACAUGUGAACAAAUAUGUGGUAUUCUUGUGUUUCUGUUUAUUUUUGUAUUUACAGAUUAUAAUGGUGUACUAAUUAUGAAAAACUGUGUGACUGUUCAGGAUCAACUCUAGGUUAAGCCCAUUUAAGGUUCACUAAGAGGGGCUUUUAUGUCGGCUGUAAUUUGUUCAUGUUAAUGCUGAACUGAAACUUUUGAAUUUCUGAAUGUGAAGUCAUUCUUAAAUGUUCUGUGGUUUAGGUCAAUCUGCCAAAUUUACUGCACAGGCAGCUCUGCAGUCCUUAAAAAAAAAAAAAAAAAAAAGUUAUGCACCGCUGUGUUGAUAAAAGUGAGAUUACGAUUAAAUAUGUGAGAACGAGAGUUGGUUCGGUGAGACGUGUUUUUAAAUGUUUGAAAACUGUAAGAUUAAGAAGUAGCUUUGAGGCUGAGUAAGUUGUCCCAGUUUCACCAGAUUUUUGCCCCUGCUCCAUUUCCCCACACUGAUUUUUCUGUACAUAUGUCAGGAAAUCUGCUAAAUGAAUUAAUGCGGUAAAUGUUUGUGAAUGUCAGUGGUGAAUUUGAGUGUUGCCAUUUUGCACCAUAUGUGAAAGCUUUCCUUUGAAUGAGUGGCAGUUCCCCUUUGUAUAGUGUGAGUAUUCAUGUGAACAACAUUGCAAACUUUUUUUUUAAAGAAAAAAAACUCGAGACGUGUUUUUGGUUUACAAGUAAUUGAUAUAAAUGUAGUUUGUUCAUCUUUCAUUUCUUACCAGUUACUUCCGUCCUUUCCAGUGUGAAGAUAACAAAAGAAGUCCAAAUUUGUGCCCUGCUGGCAAAGUGUUGUUGGGGUUCUACUUGUAUCUGUAUGAUUGAACAUGCUCCAGUGAAAUUACAAAUGUAUCCUACAUGUGAAAAUACAGCAACAUGCUUUCAGUUU
Molecule: messenger RNA, 3787 nt
Organism: Acanthopagrus latus (yellowfin seabream)
Lineage: Eukaryota; Metazoa; Chordata; Actinopteri; Spariformes; Sparidae
Gene: tbc1d24
Product: TBC1 domain family, member 24
Exons: 8
Coding region: 318-2027 (569 amino acids)
Source: RefSeq, a predicted model, not a curated record